Messenger RNA from Plutella xylostella (diamondback moth), 2489 nucleotides. Its product is annotated as U3 small nucleolar RNA-associated protein 25 homolog. Gene Ontology annotation, biological process: maturation of SSU-rRNA from tricistronic rRNA transcript (SSU-rRNA, 5.8S rRNA, LSU-rRNA). Gene Ontology annotation, molecular function: U3 snoRNA binding; rRNA binding. The record is from RefSeq and is a predicted model, not a curated record. Lineage: Eukaryota; Metazoa; Arthropoda; Insecta; Lepidoptera; Plutellidae. Gene Ontology annotation, cellular component: small-subunit processome; nucleolus.
UUCUCCAAAAAGAAAAAAAAAGUCAUAACAAAUAAACCACGAGGACUGUGAGAGAAUUUGGGAAAAUAUUUAAAAUUUAUGAAUUAAACAUUUCCAUACGUCUUCGUUGAGGAUAUUUAUUCAACCUUGCAAUGGGAAAAGGUGGAAAAUAUUUAGGAAAAAAGAAACGAGGCCCGCAGCGGCCUACAACAAAAAGGAAAAAGAAGGAACCUAAAGAUAAAGAAAUUGUAAACAAAAAAGCUUUAUUCAAUAGGUAUAAGAACAAACAGAAAGUGGAAGAGGAGAUCGCCAAGAAGAAGAAUCUUGACCACCGACUACAACUGCAGCAGAGACAGGUUACUCACUCUGAGAGUGAAGAGGAAGAGGAGGAUGCUUUUGGUCAACUAGUGUCAUGUUUUAGCAACAAAGCGUCGAGGAAGCCCGCCGUAGUGAGUGAGAGCGAGUCCGAGGAGCAGUCCGGUGACGACGACGGCAGCGACGCGGACAUGGCGGCGGCGCCGGCCGCGGGUCCGCCUGCCGCCGACAGUGACGACAUGCAGGCCGAGUCAGAUGAUGAUCACGAUGACGAAGAUGAUGACGCUAAUGAGAUUGAAGAAGAUUCAGAAUCUGAUGCAAACCUGGAAGAAAAUGAAGAGCCUGUAGAUGAUCCAUUCACACAACACUAUGCUCAUGACCUCAGUGAUGAGCUGCUGGUGUCGCUGGCCAACACCCCGGUGGCGUGCGACCAAGUCUCCAAGUCAUGGCCCGUCCUAGGAAAUAUCUCCAUCACAAUACCAAAACCAGUUUCAACUCUUUCAAAAAAAGUGAAACCCAAAAUGUCUAUAUUAGAAGAAAAAGUUUUUGCAGCUCCAGGCACUGUACCUCAUAUUAUAAACCACAUCGAUUUUAACAAGUUACACAUUAAACCACAAAUACAGAAUAGUUUAGUUUCUGCCAACAAAUUAAACUUAAUAAAAAAAGAUUUAGAACUAACAGAAAUGUUAACACCACUGCAAAAGGAACUGUUUUCUGUAAUGAAUAAUUACCAAGACUUGUACUAUCCUGAGAGGAGUUUCACGAAUGCUGAUGAGAUCCGGUUCACCUACUGUUUACAUGUUGCCAACCACAUGCUGAAGACUAGAACUAAGAUUCUACACCAUAAUGCAAAGUUGGCCAAGAAGCCAGAUACAACUGAAGAAUACAGAGACCAAGGACUUGUGAGGCCUAAGGUAUUAAUAGUGGUUCCCUUCAAAGAUGCAGCCUACAGGGUGGUGAACACAUUGAUGGACAUACUGAUGCUGAAAGAGGCCGGACAAGUUGUCAAUAAAAACAGAUUUGAAGAAGACUUCACAGGGGGUGAAAUUGUCAUGCCAAGGAAGAAUCCUAAGCCUGAGGACUAUGAGUUAUUAUUCAGUGGCAACUCAGAUGAUACUGUCAGACUGGGAAUGACUUUAACAAAGAAAACUUUAAAGUUAUACACAGACUUCUACUCAUCAGACAUAAUAGUGGCAUCUCCCCUCGGGCUGCGCAUGAUAGUGGGCGCGGAGGGCGAGGAGGACCGCGACUACGACUUCCUGGCGUCCAUCGAGCUGCUGGUGCUGGACCAGGCCGACGUGUUCCUCAUGCAGAACUGGGACCAUCUGCUGCACGUGAUGGACCACCUGCACUUGCAGCCGCAGAAGACUCACGGCACAGACUUCUCGAGGGUCCGCUCGUGGGCGGUGAAUGGAUGGGCGAAGUAUUACAGACAAACCCUGCUAUUCUCGUCGGUGGACCUGCCCGAGAUCAAGGCGGUGAUGAACCGCAAGUGCCAGAACUACCGCGGGCGCGCGCUGGCGGCGGCGGCGGCGGCGGCGGCGGCGGGCGGGCGCGGCGCCAUCCGCCAGGUGCUGCUGCAGGUGCCGCAGGUCUUCCACAGAUUCAACGCAUCAUCUCCCCUAGACGCAGUCGAAGCCCGCUUCCAGUACUUCGUCAAGUCGGUCCUGCCGGCGGCCCGCGACGCGCUCAUGGGCCACACGCUGCUGUAUGUGCCCAGCUACUUCGACUACGUGCGCCUGCGCAACCAUUUCAAGAAGGAGGAUGUCAGUUUUGUGCAGAUCUGCGAGUAUUCUAAGGACGGCAAGAUAGCCCGCGCGCGCGACAUGUUCUUCCACUCGGAAGCCCACUUCCUGCUGUACUCGGAGCGAGCUCACUUCUACCGGCGCCUGCGCGUGAAGGGAGUCCGCCAUGUGGUCUUCUACCAGCCGCCCACCUACCCGCACUUCUACUCCGAGAUAUGCAACCUUAUGCAGGAGUCGAACCAAAACAAGUAUGGCGGCAGUGAGUUCAACAUGAGUGUGACAGUGUUAUACUGCAAGUACGACCUGCAGCGGCUAGCGGGGGUGCUGGGAGCCCCGCGCGCCGCCGCCGCCGCCGCCGCAGAGAAACAACUGCACAUGUACAUGACCGGGGACUAGUUGUGAAGCUUGUAUGUACUGUUUGUUGAUAUUAUAUGAAAAUUUAUUUCGACA